AUGUUCCAGGUGCUGUGUGGGGCAGUGGCGGGCGCAGGCGACAUGAUGGGAAACGCGAGCCGCGUGCGCCGCGCACCCCAGCCGCACCACUCCCAUCGCGUACUGCCAGACGAAGAAUUAGACGCGACGGCGGCGUGGAAACGGUCGCAUUGGCGCGAAAUGCAAACAAUUUUAAGGAAGGAGGGCUCCCAAAAAGAUGUUGUAGAGUGCUGUCCGUCCGUCCUCGAAAUGGUAGCCAAGAAGGGCGGUCGGACGCCAACCGGGCUCUAUGUAGAGUUAUACGAGGACGGUGAACACAAGCAAAGGCUGUACGAACUGUCGUGUGCCCCCGAGGUCGUCGACAUGCCGUGUCGGUUUGUGGACGCCCGACUUUACAAUCAAUCUAGGUGCGUGCAAAAGUAUUCCUAUUCAUACGCUCUAGUUAGAUAUUCUUCUGCAAUUGACAUGCAGAAACAUCGUCCUGAAGGACAUUUUUCGGUACCCGGUUCCGGCGGUUGGUCUAUGGAUUACGUCAAAGUGCGGGCCGGCUGCGAAUGCCAAAUAACGCCCCCGAAAAGAAAAAAUCCUCACAGAAAGAGACUAGAAAGGCAUAGACAAAGGAAGCGGAAUAGACGUAUAGAUGAAGACGAUGACACU
Messenger RNA from Brenthis ino (lesser marbled fritillary), 636 nucleotides. NCBI's taxonomy places the organism in Eukaryota, Metazoa, Arthropoda, Insecta, Lepidoptera, Nymphalidae. The record is from the annotation of a GenBank genome assembly.